Prionailurus viverrinus (fishing cat) is the source of this 2765-nucleotide messenger RNA. It is a transcript of the gene BAMBI, whose product is annotated as BMP and activin membrane bound inhibitor. The record is from RefSeq and is a predicted model, not a curated record. Gene Ontology annotation, biological process: negative regulation of transforming growth factor beta receptor signaling pathway; transforming growth factor beta receptor signaling pathway; positive regulation of canonical Wnt signaling pathway. The coding region runs from base 372 to 1154 and encodes 260 amino acids. Gene Ontology annotation, molecular function: frizzled binding. The transcript is spliced from 3 exons. Lineage: Eukaryota; Metazoa; Chordata; Mammalia; Carnivora; Felidae.
UCCGGGCCGGCUGAGGCGGGCGCAGGCUGGAGCUCGCGGCUGGCUGUCUCUGCGUGCGCUCGGGGAGCUUCUCCCCUCGCGGAGUGCCCCGCCAACGCGGAUCGAGGCCGGUAGCUCACGCGGGACUGCAGCGCCGAGCGGAGCGGAGGAGCCGCUGGCUGCGGGGUCGGGUCGCGAAAGUCGUCUGGGCUCCUCCGCGCCCCCUCCAGCCGCGCUCCAUGCUCCGGCCGCGGCCGGGCCCCUCGCCCUGUCGCUGACGGCGCCCGCCGCCCCGGGCAGCACCCAUGCACUGCGCGCUCCGGGAGUCGUAGGCUGCAGUUGCGCCGCGGCUCCGGGAGCCGGCGGGGGCGCCGCGGCCGUGGGGGGCGUCAAUGGAUCGCCAUUCCAGCUACAUCUUCAUCUGGCUGCAGCUCGAACUCUGCGCCAUGGCCGUGCUGCUCACCAAAGGUGAAAUCAGAUGCUAUUGUGAUGCUGCCCACUGCGUGGCCACUGGCUAUAUGUGUAAAUCUGAGCUGAGCGCCUGCUUCUCGAGACUUCUCGAUCCCCAGAACACAAAUUCCCCGCUCACCCAUGGCUGCCUGGACUCUCUCGCGAGCACAGCGGACGUCUGCCAAGCCAAACAGGCACGGAACCACUCUGGCACCACCAUGCCCACGCUGGGAUGCUGUCAUGAAGAUAUGUGCAAUUACAGAGGGCUGCAGGAUGUCCUGGCUCCUCCCAAGGGGGAGGCCUCAGGACCAGGAAACCGGUAUCGGCACGACGGGAGCAGGAACCUCAUCACCAAAGUGCAGGAGCUGACCUCUUCCAAAGAGUUGUGGUUCCGGGCAGCGGUGAUCGCUGUUCCCAUCGCCGGCGGCCUGAUUUUAGUGUUGCUUAUCAUGUUAGCCUUGAGGAUGCUUCGAAGCGAGAACAAGAGACUGCAGGACCAGCGGCAGCAGAUGCUGUCGCGUUUGCAUUACAGCUUUCACGGACACCAUUCCAAAAAGGGGCAGGUGGCAAAGUUGGACUUGGAAUGCAUGGUGCCCGUGAGCGGGCACGAGAAUUGCUGCCUGACCUGUGACAAACUGAGGCAGGCGGACCUCAGCAACGACAAGAUCCUCUCGCUCGUUCACUGGGGCAUGUACAGCGGGCACGGGAAGCUGGAGUUCGUAUGACAGGGCCUCAUCCGCACCCAAGUUCUCGGACGCUUUGAAGGCCUUGAGUUCUGCUGGACAGGAGCACUUUAUCUGAAGAAAAACAAACUCACGUCAUCAUCUGGGAGAGACCAAACGACCUCUGCGGACAGAAUCUUGGAUAUUUCUUCUGAAGGAUUAUUUGCACAGACUUGAAGGCAGUCAGAUGUAUUCUUUGCUUUAAAAUUAGAAAAAGCAAAGAGAGGACUGUGCACUCACUGUUACCAGGGUUAUUUGCAUCUGCGCGAGCUGGAAUCGAGCACCUAAAUAAACUGACAUGUGCUCUGUGUCAGCUCCGACGUCCUGAUUUAUUGUAAAGAUUUAAAAAAUAUAUCUAUAUUUUUUGUCUGAAAUUUAGCCGUGUCUUGUCAUAAAUUAAAAACAAACUAAGUGGGAAGUGUAAGAAACGACACGUUCAUUCCACAAACGAAGAUCUGUUGUUGAUUCUACUGUUGUUGAUUCUGAUAAGGUCUCCACUCUAGGAUUGGGCUUGACUUUUAUUUUUUGUUUUGAAACAAGACCAAGAUCUUGUUCAUUCUUACUUGUGUAUUUGUACUUUUCUCACAGCGUGGAAAAUUUCCAAAUGUCUACUGCCCAUCGUUCAGUGUCUCACACCCCCCCCCCCCCCCGUUUUUUGUUAGGACAGUUCUGGUUUUUAGCUUUCAUCUGCGAGAAAUCUUAGACUUAUUUAUACCAGGUCAGAUAUGAUGGAUCACUAUCUGGAGUUGCCUUAGCAAAGGUAAUAUUUCUCAGCUUACUCCAGAUGCUCUGGAAUGCUUCUUUUUAAAAUGUGUCUACCUCCAACCCCAAAAGGAAAGCCAGACCAAACCCACUAAAGGAAACUUCUUCUCUAGUUCAAGUUAGUCAUUGGCUCCUUUUGCUGUUGAUUAAUUUAUCGGUUAACUUUGUGUCAAAUCACGUUAAAUAUUGUGGACCCCAAAUUAGCCAAACUUGAUUGUAUCAUGCUCCUAGUUUGCAAACCUUCCUUCAACACAGUGUUAUGCUAACUUGUUUUUUUUUUUUUUUUUUUAACCUCUCAAUGUUUAGAAAGGGUUUCAGCAGUGAACGUUAUUUGUAUCAAUUGAGAUUUAAAGAACACACAGUACCACUGGGACCCCCUGCCCCUGACAUUGACUUCAGCCACUGAUAGACUGUGUUUCCAUUCCUGUAGGACUUUUCUGUCUGGCAACACUUCUCAGGCUGAAUUUAAACCCAUGCUCCAUUUGCAUAUUUUUCCCCCAAAUAGGUCUUUGUUAUCUUACACGUGAGAAGAAUUUGCCACGUAGGAUUUUUUUUUUCCUCGAUUCUUUUGUAUAUUUGAAACUUGUGCUAAAAAUUAACCUAUAGUCUGCAUAUUUGAGUAUGGGGUUGUCUUUGAUACGUGUUAAGGGAUUCUUUGUGUGUGUGCGUAUUUGGGGGAAUAUUUUAUGAUCAGCAUAAUUUGGAUCCCUGAAGACAGAUGCAGUAGCCACGUUCAUGGAAGAAUCUGAGUUGCAAUGACUAGUCUAAAAACAAUAACCUAGAUUAUUUAAUAAUUGGUAGACCACAGCCCCAUACAAAGUAGGCUAUGGAAUAAAUACACAUUUUAAUAAA